Olea europaea var. sylvestris is the source of this 809-nucleotide messenger RNA. Its product is annotated as auxin-induced protein 22C-like. Gene Ontology annotation, molecular function: protein binding. Lineage: Eukaryota; Viridiplantae; Streptophyta; Magnoliopsida; Lamiales; Oleaceae. The coding region runs from base 107 to 640 and encodes 177 amino acids. Gene Ontology annotation, biological process: regulation of DNA-templated transcription. The record is from RefSeq and is a predicted model, not a curated record. The transcript is spliced from 3 exons. Gene Ontology annotation, cellular component: nucleus.
UAAACAUGUAUAAAAACCAACUGUUUGAUAAAAAAAAAAAACAUACUGAAAAAAAUCAUCCAACUCAUUUACAUAAUUUGUGUAUUCUACUAGUGAUUGACCGAAAAUGGCUAAGGAUGGUUUAGGACUCGAGAUCGAACUAACGUUGGCUCUUCCCGGAGGUGGUGGUAGUGAAGCUAGUGGUUCAAUGGAGAAGAAGGAGAAGAAAAGGGUGUUUUCUGAAUUUUCUGGUGAAGAGACUAACACGGCAAAGAAGAAUAAAAUGGUGGGGUGGCCACCGGUAUGUUCUUACCGGCGGAAGAAUAGUUUUAGCGAGGAAGAGGGAACAAAAAUGUACGUGAAAGUUAGCAUGGAUGGUGCCCCUUUUCUUCGCAAGAUUGAUCUGAGUCCACUUGAGGGGUAUUCUAGUCUUCUCAUGUCUCUUGAGAAACUCUUUUUCUGCUAUAUUGGUGAAGGAGAGAGUAGUGAGUACGUUCCAAUAUACGAGGACAAAGAUGGCGACUGGAUGCUUGUUGGAGACGUCCCAUGGAAGAUGUUCAGUGGAUCAUGCAAGAGGCUAAGGAUCAUGAAGAGUUUGGAUGCGAAGGGCAUUGGGCUUCAUGCAAAAGACCUUCUUGAGGGCAUUUCAAUAGAGGCAUGACCCUAUAAUUAAUCACUUUUCGAAUUAAGGAUUUGCAUACUAUGCACUGUCUGUUCAUCACAACUUUCUUUGCACAAUGGGCUGUUUGUAGUCCAUAAAUUAGCAAUUGUUUUAUUAAUUACCUUAAACUUUUAUUAAUUAGUGUUCUGUAAGAAUGCAGACUUCGUUC